Thalassophryne amazonica is the source of this 1156-nucleotide messenger RNA. RefSeq names its product 39S ribosomal protein L12, mitochondrial-like. Gene Ontology annotation, molecular function: structural constituent of ribosome. Lineage: Eukaryota; Metazoa; Chordata; Actinopteri; Batrachoidiformes; Batrachoididae. The record is from RefSeq and is a predicted model, not a curated record. The transcript is spliced from 6 exons. Gene Ontology annotation, cellular component: mitochondrial large ribosomal subunit; ribosome. Bases 143 to 733 code for a protein of 196 amino acids. Gene Ontology annotation, biological process: mitochondrial transcription; translation.
UCACGUAGUGCAUUGUGGGUAGGUCACGAACAGGGACAAGUCCAUGUGCUUUUGACUGUUAGUGAGGGAGAAAAUAACUAAAAAUAAAUAGCUGCUUGUUUUAAUAGUGACUCUCGGUCACACAGAGCCGGUUACCGUGAAGAUGUACUGCACCAGACGCUGUCUCCUGAGCGCGCUGCGCGCCGCCGCGGGCUCACAGCACCGGCAACAACUUCAAUGGCAGAAUCUAGCCCUGUGUGCACUCAGACUUCUAAAGACAACUUCAGCCACCCACUCGGACGCACUCGCCACCCCUCCUCUAGAUGAUGCACCUAAACAGUAUUCUCCUAAAAUUCAACAGCUUGUCAAUGACAUAGCCAGCCUGACGUUAUUAGAGGUGUCAGACCUGAACGAGCUCCUCAAGAAAACUCUGAAUAUAAAGGAUGUUGGAAUGAUGCCGAUGGGGACCAUGGCUGCAUCAGCUGUACCAGCAAAUCAGGCUGAUGAAGAGGAGGAGGUUCCAGUGAAGAAAGAGAAGACUUUUUUCACAGUGAAAUUGACAGCAAUAAAUGUAGCUGAUAAAGUCAAAGUUAUAAAAGAAGUGAAGAACUGCAUGCAGGGCUUGAAUCUGGUGCAGGCCAAGAAACUAGUGGAGUCACUUCCUCAGGAAAUUCGGACCAAUGUGGCCAAAGAAGAGGCAGAGAAAGUAAAAGCAGCCCUGGAGGCAGCAGGUGGCACUGUUGAGCUGGAGUAGCCAAUAUCUCUGCUCGUCUGGUUUGCCAUCAUUUUUAUAUAUAUAUAUAUAUGAUGAUGUUGGGGACAAAAGUAACAAGGAAAUACCGUGUCAGAGUAAAAUCUCUUGAUGCUGGUGAUGUUGGGCCCAAUAACUGACAGAACUUUUCAGGUGUGUCGACGGCACACACUGCUGCCCUGUUGUCUGCUUUUUCAGUCGUCCUUCUUGUUUGUUAUUUUGUUAUGGAGCAGCUAUGCUACAAAAAUCCUGUCCUUUGGUGCCCAGUCAGUCAUUCAGUCAUUCUCUGUAUGCAGGUACCUCAGCAAGAUGAAAAGUUUUGCAGUAGGGACUUGAAUACGUUGUCCUGUUUGAAGAACACAAAAUUGAGCCUUACAGGCAGCAGAAUUGUUACUUGUGAUUAAAGUUGAAUUAUUGAUAAUGUUA